GCAUUGCCUGGCAAAUUAGAGCACAUGUUUUCCUACAUCAUUACGUGUUUUAUCGUCUCCGGAGGUGUAGUUUAUUAGCCGUUGUUAAUAGAAGGCAAACGUCAUUUACAGGAUUGCGUUUUUCAAUGUCAUUGAGUACGAUUCUUGAUUGUUUCAAGGCUUCAAUCGUUCGAAAGGCUAAAAUUUACAUGACAUUGAAACUAAGGUAUUAGUCGGUGUAUGUGGUUGUGGAUGAGCGGAAUCAACGAAAGGAGUUAGGAUUAUUAUACAAGAUGACAGUCAGACCACUGUCUCCGGCUCUCUUGAAGAAGGCGCAGAAGGAGAUCAAUGAAAACCCGAAACGCGUGGAAUCAGACAUAGCGGCUCUGAAAGAGUGGUUAUCGAAGCAACCUCAUCUGCAUCUAGUUCAACCGACUGACCAAUGGCUCCUUGCAUUUCUCCGUGGUAGUAAAUUUAGCCUUGAGAGAAGUAAAGAGAAAUUAGAUAUGUACUUCACCUUAAAAGGACUCGUUCCAGAGUUUUUCGGAAAUCGUGACCCGCUAGAAGACAGGAUACAGAAUAUGCUCAGAUUGGGGGUGUUUUUGCCGCUAAAGCACUGCGAAGGAGAGGAUUCGUGUCGAACCUGUAUCGUCCGGGUCGGAAUCUUGAACCCCUCUCAGUACCACCUGGCCGAUAUGCUGAAGGUAGCUUUCAUGAUUACGGAGAUAUUGAUGCUAGAAGAUGACAACUUCACUGUGUCUGGUGAGCAAGUGAUCGUUGAUAUGAAGCACGUGGGUGUGGGGACCCUGAGCCAGUGGACUCCAGCGUUGGCAAAGAAAGUAAUCUCAUGCUUCGAGAAAGCGCUGCCCGUGCGCAUGAGAAGCAACCACAUUUUGAAUACGCCUACGGGAUUUGAAGCGGCAUACACAAUUUUUAAAGCAUUCUUAGGAGAAAAAUUAAAGAAAAGGAUUUAUGUCCACAAUCAAGAUUUUGAGGCUAUGCACAAAAUCAUACCGAAAUCUGUGCUUCCUGUCGAAUAUGGAGGGGAAGAUGGUUCUUUGCAAGAAUUAAUAGAUUAUUGGAAAGUUAAAGUGGAGAAUUAUCGAGACUGGUUCAUCAAAGAGGAAAAAGCAAUCACAGACGAGUCUAAAAGGCCUGGAAAACCUAAAACAUCGUCCGAGUUGUUUGGCGUAGAAGGCUCCUUCAGGAAACUUGAAGUCGACUGAGCUCCAUUAGUUCAAUAUCAAUGUUGUGUUUGUAAUUCUGUGUAUUUGUAAAGAAUAUAAUGCUGUUAUAUAAAUGUAAUAAUAUUG
Amyelois transitella is the source of this 1292-nucleotide messenger RNA. RefSeq names its product alpha-tocopherol transfer protein-like. Lineage: Eukaryota; Metazoa; Arthropoda; Insecta; Lepidoptera; Pyralidae. The transcript has 7 exons. Bases 273 to 1205 code for a protein of 310 amino acids. Gene Ontology annotation, molecular function: phosphatidylinositol bisphosphate binding. The record is from RefSeq and is a predicted model, not a curated record. Gene Ontology annotation, cellular component: membrane.